AUGGCAGUCGAGGGCGACAAUAGGGAGGCCGUGAAGGUAGCUGUCCCGUCGAAGGACCCGAAGAAAAAUGGGAAGAAAACAAGGGGGGUAGAGGAGAUGACUGAAGACGACAAAAAGAUACAAGAGAACAUCGAACUUCUUGUGGAGAGAACAUGCGACGGUGACCUCGAGAUUGUGGCACUGGCACUGGAGACACUCUCUCGCGAGCUCAAGGCUGCAACCUCCUCCAUGACAAGUGUCCCCAAGCCACUCAAGUUCCUCAGGCCCCACGUGGAUAGACUCGUCGAUCGCUACAAUCAACUUCCAGAUAAAACUACUCUCAAGGCGGAGUGUAAGGAUGUAACCUCCUGGGGUUAUGAGUACUUAAGGAACCUCUCGGGGCAAAUUGCUGGGGCCUUUGCAGAGCUGCAGCAACAGGAGGCUUUGUCAGGUGCUGAACAACAAAGCACAGCGGCUGAAACAGAUGACAGCAGAACUGCCGCGCCUACAGAUGGUGUUGAGGUAGAUGGCCCCGCAGGGGCACCUCAAACAACCAAUGGCGUAGCCAAGGAAACAGCAGUAGCAGAAACACCAACGACUGGGCUUGCCUCUGUGUCAGUACCUCUUCCUACGGUGGAGCAGCUACUGCAGUUAGUGGAAGAGAUUGUGCCCUAUUACAUGCAGCACAAUGCCGAAGUAGACGCGAUUGAUUUGCUGACAGAGGUGGAACGACCCCAGUCUCUCUUGCCUCUUCUGGAUGCGAAUAACUACCAACGGGUCGUAGCGUAUCUGUUGAGUCUCUCAAACUAUGCGGCAAGUCCCGAAGAGGCCUUCAGAGUGCAGAUGGUUGCAUUUGACGCCCUCAUGCAACAACAGCAACACUUUGAUGCAAUGCGCGUGGCACUGAGGUUGGGGGACCGUGCCCUAGUAGACAAGGUAGUAAAGGAUUGCAGUGACCCCCUGGUGCAGCAGCAACUAGCGCUGUUGCUGUGUCGACAGCGGGUAGACGUGGAGUUUGAAGAUGAAAAACUUCAGCGACUUGUCAGCGGCAGCAAGACUUCACCGUUCUUCCGCUUUUUGGCGAAAGAACUGGACGUGCUAGAGCCUAAGGAGCCUGAGGAUGUUUUUAAGAGACACCUGGAGGAUCCUCACGGGAGGCGAGCUCGUCUUGCUGGUCUGGAAAGUGCGCAACAGAACCUUGCUUCUUCUUUUGUGAAUGCCUUCGUCAACUGUGGCUUCGGGACGGACAAGCUUAUGACGGCUGACGGUAACGGAUGGCUAUAUAAGAACAAAGACCGAGGUUUGCUCUCAACUACGGCAUCGCUUGGUGCUCUCUGCCUCUGGAACGUGGAUGAGGCGUUGCAGCACCUCGAUAAACACCAGUACAGCAGCGAUUCGAACAUCAAGGCCGGCGCCCUCCUCGGAUUUGGAGUGGCCAGUUGCAAUGUCCGUCAUGAGUGCGACGCUGCCCUGGCGCUGCUCAAGGAUCACCUAGAGGCAACGGAGAUGACAGCCGAAACGCCUCUUCUCAAGGCUGCAGCCGCUAUCGGGUUGGGCUGCGCUUAUGCAGGAAGCUGCAGGGAGGACGUACUGGAGCUCUUGACGCUUGCCAUUCUGGAUGGGUCUCUACCACUGGUGUGUUCGGCGUUUGCUUCCCUUUCACUGGGCCUGUGCUUCGUUGGGAGCGCAUCGGCGGAUGCAGCCGAAGCUAUUCUCACUGCUCUUAUGGACCGCUGCACCACUGCUAAGGGCAUGGAUUCCCCUUUGGGACACUUUUUGUCUGUUGGUCUGGGCCUAGUGUUCCUUGGAACACGAGAUGCUGCAGAAGGGGCUUUGUGCGCCGUUGCUGCAUUGCCACAUGCCGCAUUCUCUGCUGCUGCCACCCGAAUUAUCGAGGGACUUGCAGCUGCAGGUAGCGGAGACGUGCUGAAGGUGCAACGGAUGCUUGGUGUGUGUGCCGAAAGCCGUCCUGAGGGCUACUGGAAACAGAAACAAAAGGAACUCAACAGCGAGCAGCACCCAGAAGGAGCUGCAGGAGAUAAUGCUGUUGCGGCGGACGGUGCUGCGUCGACGAGGACUGAAGGUGCUUCUGCAGUAUCAGGGGUCCGGGCAGCUCCAGGUGGCUCAGCCAGUGAUUCUACAUCUGGAGCAACAAAUACAACAAGCACCACUACAGGUGAUGAAGAUGAGGACCAUCCGGACGAUACAGACCAGGCCGUUGCGGUUCUAAACAUUGCAUUGAUUGCUUUUGCUGAAGAAACUGGCGCAGAAAUGGCCCUGAGACUUUACGAUCACAUCCUUCAGUACGCGGAUGCACAUAUGAAACGGGCUGUUCCCCUAGCUGUAGCGUUGCAGCAUCCAAGCAACCCCAAGCCGCAGCUCAUCGACCUGUUGAGCAAACUUUCUCACGAUGCUGACCCUGAUACUGCCCUGAAUGCUAUUUUUGCUAUGGGCAUUCUUGGCGCCGGGACGAAUCACUCGCGCAUUGCGUCGCUUCUUCGCCAGCUGGCAUCGUACUACGGGAAGGAUCCUAGUGCAUUAUUUGUGGUUCGCCUUUCACAAGGCCUCCUAUAUUUGGGAAAGGGGUUGCUCCACAUAGGCGCUCUUCACUCUGACCGGCAGCUCAUCUGCCGCGUCGCUCUGGGAGCCUUGGCAAUUGUCUCCUACUCGGCACUUCUCAUGCGCCACACAAUUCUAGGGAAGUUCCAUUUCAUGCUCUACUACCUGUUCCCUGCAGUACAGCCACGGUGGUUAGUGACAGUUGCCGAGCGCAUGGAAGGUGCAGGCCCAGAUGAAAAACCUGACCUUGCUCUGAAGGCGGAGACUGCCGCGCUGGCCCAGGAUGAGGCCGAAGCAGCAGGCAUAGACGCAGCCAUGGAAACAGAUGGUGCAACGAACAGCAAGGUCCCGUCAAUGGAGGGAGAUGAAGACCUUAAGAUGCUUCCGAUUCCGGUCCGCGUUGGGGAGGCAGUUGAUGUUGUUGCGCAGGUAGGCAGGCAGCCGAAGACCAUCACAGGAUUCCAGACGCAUACAUCUCCGGUUUUGCUUAAUUUCAGCGAAAGAGCUGAACUGGCAACAGAUGAGUAUCUGCCAGUUGCGCGCGUCCUUGAGGGUAUUGUCCUUCUCCGGAAGAAUCCAGAUUACCAGCCACCGAAGGCUCCCUAG
Molecule: messenger RNA, 3144 nt
Organism: Eimeria maxima
Lineage: Eukaryota; Apicomplexa; Conoidasida; Eucoccidiorida; Eimeriidae
Product: 26S proteasome non-ATPase regulatory subunit 2, putative
Exons: 14
Coding region: 1-3144 (1047 amino acids)
Biological process (GO): proteasome-mediated ubiquitin-dependent protein catabolic process; regulation of protein catabolic process
Cellular component (GO): nucleus; proteasome regulatory particle, base subcomplex; proteasome complex
Molecular function (GO): enzyme regulator activity
Source: RefSeq, a predicted model, not a curated record